GAGCAGCUGCCAUUUGGCGGCGCCGCGGAGGGGGGCGGUCCGCGUGCGUGAUGGCGGCGGUCCUUCAGAGGGGAGGCUAACGCGACCGUCGCCCCCGAGGUUGCUCUCGGCGCAGUCUCGCUCCGCUAGGGUUUCCCCUCACACGGCCUGCGACCCGGUUUUGUUAGAGAAAGCGGAGCGGGAGUGCGGCUGGGCCGGCCGUGGCCGGGCCCCCCCCGCCUGUGACGAAAAGCAAGUUUGCGUGUUUGAAGAUUAUGUCAGAAGAUUGGGAGAAGAGUAAGCCAAAGAGAGCUCUCACUUAGUUUCUGAGGAGUACAAUUCAGUAAUCUCUGCACUCUGCUUCUACUUCAAGAGUAGAAGAAACUGACGUGAGCGAGUUUUCACUUUUACAGAUUCUGUCUGUGCUCAUCUUUUUCCAAGACAAAACAGAUUCUCCUAUCAUCUGGUUCAGAGAAAAUGUUACCCCAUCUUCAUGCGCCUCAAAAUCUUCAGGGUUUAUCAUCUGCAGGUCAGCUUUCCCUAGUGCUCUGGCCACACCAAUGUGAAGUCAUCAGGGACAGAAUUGAGCACAUUGAUUGGACACCCGCUAGGCCUGAGCCAUUGUACACUCCAACAGGUUUGGAGAUGAAGCCAUCAUACCAACCCGCUAGCGAGGGCACUGUGAUUUAUCUGACAGAAGAAGCUAACAAAUACUCUGGUUUUGUGUAUUCUCGAGUGAGAGGUCUCUGCCCUUCAAAGCAGAUCCUCCAUCAGAACGAGGACAACACAUUGAUCUUUGAAGCACGGUUUGAGAGUGGGAAUUUGCAGAAGGUGGUCAAAGUUAAUGAAUUUGAGUACCAGCUGACCCUGCGCACUGACCUCUACACAAGUAAAUACACGCAGUGGUACUACUUCCAAGUAAGCAACACUCAGGCAGGGAUGCCAUAUCGCUUCACCAUUAUCAACUUCACCAAGCCUAACAGCCUAUAUAAGCGUGGGAUGCGCCCUCUCUUGUACUCAGAAGCUGAUGCCAAGAAACGCAACGUUGGCUGGCAGAGGACAGGGAAUGAAAUUAAGUAUUACAGAAACAAUGUGGGCCAAGGUGGACAGCAGUAUUUCUCACUCACUUGGACAUUCCAGUUCCCUCACAACAGAGACACCUGCUAUUUUGCCCACUGCUAUCCUUAUACUUACUCCAACCUACAGGAAUACCUGGUAGCCAUCUCUAAAGAUCCAGUGAAGUCCAAAUUCUGCAAGAUCCACAUCUUGUGCCAUUCACUGGCAAGAAACAUAGUAUAUGUUUUAACAAUCACCAACCCCCAUGAAGGUGACAAGGACACAAAGAGGAAGGCUGUGAUAUUAACUGCAAGGGUGCAUCCAGGGGAAACUAACAGUUCCUGGAUAAUGAAAGGCUUUCUGGAUUACAUUCUUGGCAAUUCAGGCAAUGCUCAAGUGCUCCGGGACAAUUUUGUCUUCAAAGUGGUACCAAUGCUGAAUCCAGAUGGUGUGAUUGUGGGAAAUCAGCGUUGCUCUUUAGCAGGACAGGACUUGAACCGCAAAUACAAAUCUAACCUGAAGGAAUUUUAUCCUUCCAUCUGGUAUACCCGAAACAUGAUCAAAAGAGUGAUGGAGGAACGUGACAUUCUUUUGUAUUGUGAUCUCCAUGGUCACAACAGAAAAAAGAAUGUCUUCGUGUAUGGUUGUGAAAGAAAGCAGCAAGCAAAAGCACCAAAUUUGCAUCCACGUGUCUUUCCGCUCUUGUUGAGCAAGAUCUGCCCAGAUAAGUUCUCAUUCCCAGACUGCCGUUUCAGAGUACAAAAGAGCAAAGAAGGCACAGGUCGAGUUGUAAUGUGGAAGAUGGGCAUCAGCAACAGCUACACUUUGGAAGCCUCUGUCUGUGGUUCUAAGUUGGGCCAGAGACGAAGCACCCAUUUCAAUACAAAAGACUUAGAGUCAGUAGGACACCAUUUCUGUGAUGCUCUCUUGGACUACUGUGUUCCUAACAUGAAGUAUUAUCUGUGCCUGAAGGAACACGAGGAAAUGGUGAAACAGCAAGCUAAGGUGAACUCUGAGGGCCUGAAUUCUGAUGUGUUAGACAGGGAUUCCAGCACCCAGACUUCUGACAGCUCAGAAUCCUGUAAUCUUGUUGCACACCAGCUAAAACUAGGUACUAAGAACAAAACCAAAACAUCAGGAGAACAUUUUCACAGGAUUGCUAAGAACAGAAGUCAUGAAAGCAAAAAUACUCAAGGCAUUGAAACAUUACAUAAGCUAUUUCAAGAACUUGACCCAGUAGGCAGAGAUCUGAACUGGAGUACCAUCCCCCAGCCUGCAGAACACUUUAUAUCCCAGAAUCUUUUUCUUCCUCCUACUGCUCUUCAAGAAAUGUGCUAUGCAAGUGAAAGAGGAGUCAGGCCAGUCUCUGGAUGUCAUUCCCCAAAGAUGGAGAGCAAGUCAAGGGAGAAGGAAGAAAAGAUCCAGCACAGAGUAAAAUUGCCAUUUACAGCCUCUGUGAAGCAAGGAGAGUGCUUCAGCUCUAAGAGACUUACCCGUGGUGCUGAAGGUAAUCAUGAAAAGCCAUCUGUGUCACAGGAGUCAAAAAAAAGUGUGUCCCAUGCUGUAGUCCUAGCUACAGGAGAAAAUUUCCAUUCAUCCAGCUUUAAUCUGAUCUCCCAGAAGAUGAAGAAAUAUGAAAGCAAAAGUGUCUCCAGCUCUCCAGAGAAGACUUUUCAAUAUUCAAAAGGUCAUGAUCCUAAUCCAAAGAGCAGUUCAAGCAAGAAAGAAAGAAAAAUGAAGGAGAGGCUCCCCUCAAAAGCCACAAGGCCCAGCAAAAACAAGACAGCAAACCAAGAUGUAAAUUUUAGGAAGAGUAAAUCCUGCCAGGCUCAAAAUACUUUGCAGUUCUUUCCGCCCUUAUUGCCUGAAGCAAAGGACAGACAAUCUACUGCAAAAUAUCAGGAUUUAUUUUGGAACUUCAGUUCUUCAGCCAAUGAAGGCAGCUGAAAGAGUGUCCUGUAUCUGAUUUGCCUAAACAAUUCUUAAGACUUUGAUUAUGGAUUAUGUCUCUACCAGGGAGGGUGCAGCUAUCUGCAGAAAACAGUUUUUUCUGCUCCUUUUUUUGAAAAACAGUUCACACACAGUUGGGUAGUGAGCACAUCAAGUUUCUGUCGGUACAUGAAGAAGUUCCCCACAUUCUGAGCCAGUUUAGCUGGGAGUGUCUCCUCAGUGUAGUAGAGUAUCAUUUGUCUUAAACAAUACAUACUUUUUUGUGAGGCAGAGUCCACUUUCAGAAAAAGCUGGAAGAAGAGCUAAGUCCCUAUUUCUGUUUUGCUUCUUCGGCUCUAUUUGGAAGUUUCCCUAAGAUUCUCAGGGAGAGGGAUUAUUCACUGAGCAGCUAAAACUAUUAUUCCCUACUCAUAGUAGAGUAACUGGAAAGUCAUAAGCCAUGAUAACUGGAGAGUCAUGAGCCCCUUCACCCAAGAACCAAAUACAUUUUACAUUCAAAAACAUUUGACAAAAUCUGUACACAAAUAGUCAGUCUGUGGAACUUUUUGCUAAUGGACAUUGUGGAGGCAAAAAAUGUAUGUGGAUUUGAGGGGACACGUACUUUGAAGAUAGGCCUCUGGGAGGGAAUUUUUAAACAGAUAGGCCACAUGUGGCUUGGGAAAUCUUCUCAGCUGAAAAGAGUGAGAGUCUAGGAGAGUGCUUGGGAGGAGUACUGUAUGUGUUUAUUCUGUUCCUACUCUAACCUGGGCAUCCAAGUCACUGUGGAGACAGGAUACUGUGAAAGAUAGCCCCUUGGUCUAAACCAGAAUGGCUAUUCUUAUGUUUAUUCAUUAUAGUCAUAGACUUGCCUAGUUUGUGGCUUCUUACACAAAUAUCCUUCUUAAGACAGGUGUUGAAUUUUGGCUUCUCAAAUUUCCUAAAACAACUGUCCAGUACGCCAUUCAGUAGGCUUCCUCUCUCUACCUCCUGUAUGUCUCUACAGCAUAUUACACUUUAACUCCAAAACUAGAGCCUACUGCUGCAGAAUCAGGGCCAUCACAUUUUUAGUAUUUGAGAGGGGCCAUGCUAGAUUUUGCCAGUAAUAAAUAAAAUCUAAUUUGCUAGAAGAAAGAAUUGGCCAAGUGCUUAAAAUACCAGGACACUUGGUGGAACUGCCAAGUGUAACCAUUGAGUCAUCUUGCAGUGAUGGCUGUAAUGCAAGUGGAAUAGUAUGACGUAUACACAGGAUAGCAAUUGACAAGUCUUUUUUUCCACACAGAUCAGACCUAGAUCUUCUUUCAAAUGUGAAGGGGAACCUAGCCAUGUCUACAGUAUCAGACAGGACUAUUUUAGUACCCCAGUAUCACAAGAAAGAAACAUCACAUCCAGCCUCUCUGUUGUAUGCUAUACAGGAGACAACAGAUGAAAUCAUAUUGUGCUACAGCAAGACAAAUGCAGUAAGCAGGACAAGAAAUGUGGGCACAGGCUGUCCUUACAAGGCCUCCCAGAAGACUACUGAACCAGUGUUCUGUCAGGGUUAGAAAUGGAUGCAAGGACUGUAAAGAAUGGUACAUUCCAAGCUAAAGUCUACAGCCAGACUGGGCAGCAGUCUGGUGGAGUGAGUUCUGGGAGCCUCACGUCCAAUAUUCUGGGGGAUUAGGAUGCUGUCCUGUGGAGUCCUAAAUGCAGCAUCUGUGCAGACAGCACAAAGCCAUCUAGCUUUGCACUGCCUUGGACUGUGGCUCUUGGAUUGCCAGGGACCUCCUCAUGACUGUUGUAGUAAGAAAAGUGUAGAGUUGGUUUGGUUUCAUUUAAUUUAUUUAUUUCUAAUUGUCAACAGUAAUGAGAAAAAAAAUAGUCAUACAGUUGCUUCUGAAUAAAAGCAAUCUCUGAACAAUUUAGAAAAA
Molecule: messenger RNA, 4871 nt
Organism: Dromaius novaehollandiae (emu)
Lineage: Eukaryota; Metazoa; Chordata; Aves; Casuariiformes; Dromaiidae
Gene: AGBL3
Product: AGBL carboxypeptidase 3
Exons: 17
Coding region: 457-2982 (841 amino acids)
Biological process (GO): proteolysis
Molecular function (GO): metallocarboxypeptidase activity; zinc ion binding
Source: RefSeq, a predicted model, not a curated record